Drosophila takahashii is the source of this 1501-nucleotide messenger RNA. NCBI's taxonomy places the organism in Eukaryota, Metazoa, Arthropoda, Insecta, Diptera, Drosophilidae. The record is from RefSeq and is a predicted model, not a curated record.
GGCCAGCAGCUCACACAACGAUCGACCGACGUUAGCCACUGGCGACGAAAACGAUGACAUCCUUUAGAAGCAGCACAAUUUCAACUUCAACUUCAACUUUAAAUUCAACCACCACGUUCACGGUGCGCAAGAUGACGGGCAGACGAAUCUCCAAGCUGUCGAGCAUCCUGCUGCUCUGCGCCGCCCAGCUGCUGACCAAGUCCUGCGGCAUCCUGGCGCUGAGCGGAGACGCCAAUUCCAAUGACCUGGCCAAGGCGGAGCCCUGGAGCGACACCACUACCAUUCAGCAAAGUGAUGAGGAGUCCACCACUUCCGGUUCGGGUUCAGGGGACUGGGAAUUGACCACAGAGGCGGAGGAAACCACUACACCUUCCGAUGAGGAGGAGACCACUUCACCUUCCGAUGAGGAGGAGACCACUUCACCUUCCGAUGAGGAGAGCACUACCAACGCCGACCAGGAGAGCUCCUCCACUGGCGCCUCUGGCGAUGGAGAGACCACCACUGCUGUUCCGGAAACCUCACCAGCUGCUCCCGAGGAAACUUCAGCUGCUCCCGAGGAAACUUCCGCUGCUCCUGAGGAAACUUCUCCCGCUCCCGAGGAAACAACCACUGGAGAACCAGAGAGUUCCAGUUCCUCCUCCGCCCCAGCAGAGCCAGAGAGCUCCUCCACCUCCAGUUCCUCCUCCUCUAUCCCAGCUGAGACCACCAUUGCACCCACCCCGCCCACCUUCAAGUGCCAGACAGCUGGAUUGUUUCCCCACAUCGGCGGCGAGUGCCGGCGCUACCACAACUGCCUGCUGAACCCCGUGCUCCAGCAGCUCCAGGAGAUCGAGCUCAUCUGCCCCGAACGCACCGUCUUCUCGCCGAGCUUAAGCAGAUGUGCUAGGGAUCUGGCCGAGUGCCAGGAGGAUGGCUUCCAGUGCUUGGCCGUGGGCAGAUUUGCGGGACACGAUGAGACCUACUACUAUAGCUGUGUGGCCAGUCUGCAGGGCGGCUUCCACAAGUUCAUUGUCCGCUGCUCCAGUGGCCAGAGAUUCGAGGCGCUGAUCGGAGGAUGCUGGCGCUACGAUUGGACGCAGAUUGUGCCCGGUCAGGAGGCGACUGAGGUCAGCGAUCUGGCGGCCAUCAAGCGGGAACUGAAGCUCUACAAGGCCGAGGCCAAGCUGCGCCUGAAGGCCCAGAAGGAGCAGGAGAAGCUGGCCAAGAAGCAGCAGAAGCUGGAGGAGAAGGCCGCCAAGAAGGCGGCCAAGGAGCAGGCCAAGCAGCAGGCGAAGGCCGAGAAGGAGAAGGAGAAGGCGCAGGCCAAGGGUCCCGAGUCCAUCGAGAGCGCCGAGUCCGCGGAGUAACUAGCUCCGAUCUGAGAUCCAAGAUCCUCCUCUCCAUUCCCCAGAUGAGGAGAAACCCAUCCAUCUAUGUUGGUCCAUUGCUCUAGUCUAGUGAAAUUAUCUCUUUGUUAACCCUUUUUUUUGCUUUGUGGUGUAAAUAAAGAUUUGAAACGAAA